Molecule: messenger RNA, 4404 nt
Organism: Toxoplasma gondii ME49
Lineage: Eukaryota; Apicomplexa; Conoidasida; Eucoccidiorida; Sarcocystidae
Exons: 8
Coding region: 1671-2672 (333 amino acids)
Source: RefSeq, a predicted model, not a curated record
AAUUUUUCUUAAUAGUCGGUGUAUAGUGCUACAGUUCGUAGAAGUGUGUUUGAGAGACGCCACCUGCUGCGGAACCAGUCUGCAUUGAAACUGUGUCGCGUUGCGGUCUUGUACAUCAGCGAGUAACUGGAUAUACGAGGGCACAAGUCACACGGGUAGUUCGGAAGAACAUGUCCGGAGAGGUUGCGACCUGUGUGCUUCGGAUGAAUGCCCCAAUCAACCCGCUGGCGUUUCCUUUGUUUGGCAUAACCAAGUAUGAAAAUCAACACUAUCUGGCAGCAAGCAAGAUUAGAUGGACUAGGUUCACCAUUGCCGCUGCCGCAUUAAAUAAUGUCCACGAAGAGGCAACAGUUGAGGCGAAAGCGGGGCACUCGGCUUCCGAGGUAAUGGCCCAAUUUCCGGAGGAACCUAUCUUGUGUUCGGCUCCAUGAAGUCCCUUGAACUCUUAUUGGCACUAGCUGCAAUAGCCGACACAGUGGCCAGUGCUGCGAGCGAAAAGCCCAGAACCAGAUAAGGUUCCAAAUCCUUUCAGUUGCUACGAGCCAUGAAGACCUUCUGAGUCAGUGAAUCGAGAGAGAGCUUGUGUGCUGAAGACAAUCAAGUAUUGCUACUCUAAAGUGAGCUGCUUCGUGGCCCGGUGGUCCGUGCGAACCACAGCACAGUGCGUUGUGGCCGAAGAGGUUUCUCCGUUUUUAGUUGACAUGGGAAAGUGCCACGUCCUGCAACUUCCAAUCUGUUCCUGGUCUCCUACACUAAGCAUUACCACAUAGAAACAAAAUAGAGCACGAAAUCUUAAACGCAUUUCCACGCAAGCCGCAGGCAUGGUCUGCUCGCUUCUCUUCUGCCUGCGCUACUUGACUAAGAAGACAGAAGAUAGCGUAACCAUUCCUGAAGAAUCUUGAUUUGCUGCAGAAUUAGAAUUAAGUUACUUUCACAUGUUCAGGUGUUUUUCUCCUGGAAAGUUCCUUUUUUUUCCUACACACCGGACAUUUUCUGGGUCACUUGACCGGCUCUCCCGGUCUGGUCGCCUGUCUGUUUGUGUGAUCAUGCAUCGUGCCAAGAAAACGGAUGUCUCUCGUGCGUCUUUUUGGGUAGAGGGUCGCCUACGAAUGUGAGAAGCGUGUGUGGACGUGGUGGCGUCCACAAAUUAUCGCUGAACAGGAACCCUAUCUUUUUUAAUGGUUAAAACGGUAGUGUACCAAGCGCGAUGACAAAGGCCGCCGUCCUUUUCGGCUGGUGCACGAAUCAAUCAUCAUAAAUCGUAUCCAAGGGUGACAGGGUGACAGCGCAACUCCGGAAUGCGGCAAUCAGCGAGUUGGCAGCCGCAAAUUUUUUUUGCCUUGCUUCCUCGGCAACGUACCUGCUGCCGAAUGCACGUUUUCCUGGCAUGUGUACAACUUUUUCUUCCACUUCAAAAGCCUUGAGGCCUCCUAAAGGACCACUGUACAUAUGCCGAUCACGAGAAACGUAGGCAGACUCAUACUGGAUCAGAGGUACUGAUAGGAUGAGACAGUAAUGAUUCGUGUAUAAAGGGCGCUGUCGAGCUGCGUGAAAGAUAGCCGUAGGAGGAGAGGGGCAGAUGUCGUUUUGGUGUCUGCAGUUCUUCCAAGGUUUGAUUCACUUGUGCACGUGUUCCAAGUAUUUCAAACAGAGGGGCGAUCGGUAGUCUCAUGUCAUACAGCGCCCGUUUCACUAUUGGAUUUUUUUCUAUUUGUGCUACCAUAAUACUCUUCUGCCUUCUUUCUGGUUCAGUACUGAGCCAGAACGUGACAAGUCUAGUCGCAGCGAUAUCGGCUCAAAUUUCAGACGUGCGAAGACCGUUGCGAAGGCACAUCCCCAUCAUCUUCGUGAUGAGUAUUGACAUAUCUGCCACAGUCUCCACGGAUACUGCAUUUGAUAUCGACCGUGAUGAGUUUAAAGCGGCAUCAACUGCCAAAGUUCUUCUGACGCCGGUGUGGUCUCAGAUUUCCUGCUCUGAAGGAAUGGAAGCCGCGACACUCCCUCCGGAAGUCUCCAUGACGGAGACCGCCGCCAGCAACACUGAUCUGGAAAAGGAAAUCUGCGAGGAGGAAAAGAAGGGAGCCAUUGUUGCUCCCUAUGGGCCUCUUUCCCUGUUGGAGUACACCAACUCUUUCCAACUCGGCGAUAUCGCAGACGUCUGGUUCGACUCGAUCACCCGAGAGGCCACAGCCUUCCGCGGCAGCUGGCAGGUCCUUCUUAAUCGGUCAGAUCCUGUGGAUGAGCUUAUGAAGGCACUGGGGAUAAGCAUGCUGAAGCGUCGAGUGAUGGCUUCAUACAGCAGCAUCACAGACAUGGAACUUAUCAAGGACGACGCGAAGUCGCCUGUGAUAAAGAUUACUACCCAUCUUCCUCUUAACAACCUGAAGCAGUCUGUUGUGGCGUUUGACAAUACCUGGGCUGAGCAGAAGGACUCAGACACCGGCACCUGGCGCACGUGGAGCGUGUGGAUCAACGGGAGAGCCAUCCAACGGAGAGAGGGGCCUCUUGGCACCAUGUUUGACGUCAGGGCAAUUUUUCCCUCUGAUCCUCUUUCUACGGAGUCGAAAAUUGAAAGUCAGGGAGUUUCUGGACCUCUCAUGCUCUUUAAGUGGACGUUUAUCCCCACAGGCAAGCCGCCAAUCACUUCCAUGCGAUGGAUGAAGAAGUUGUAGGGCAAUAUGUGCUGUGGAGCGCCUGGUUACGGCAUUAUUUUUAGACAUACGGCCGCGACGCUUCAUCAGUCAAAAGAGAAACCAACUCGAAUACAAACAAUUUUGACUUGAAGACUUCAGACAAAGAAUGAUUGUGGAACGUGUCGAAUGGCCACUCGACUUACAUCCUACACCAUUGCGUACGAUGGUAUGCUGUUUGCCUCUCAUUGUAUGCUCGCAAGAACCGCUUAAGGGUAACUGAUGCCUCGGAUAAAAAGUGGCAAUUUUAGGUUGACUGAGCGUUUGUCCCUAGUGGAUUUGAUGAAUAAAGAGACUAUCUAAUGAAUGUGCUUCGGCACCGUAGUCGCCCUUUGAUUUGGAACAAAGUAACCGUUUUGUGAUGAGAAGAAAGUCCAAAGUGUGUAUUUCACGGUCGACCUGCGCCGAGGCCGCGGGUAGGUGAGGUGAGCUGAGUCGUGUCCUUACCUGCCCGCGGAGCGUUAUCUUAUGUUCGCAACCUCUUACCUGAUGGGAGACCCGCUAUUCUCACCACACAAAUCAUUAGGAAUAUACUGCGAAGAACAAGAUGAGCUUAUAUGGGAACCCCAAAAGCAAAAACUCAAAAAACAACGCAUCGCCGUUGCUCCAUUUUGUACAGACCUAUGCUGAUUUCGCUUUCCGGAGGAAAAAACUGGAGAAAGCCUUCACCGAAACCACUAUAACCCCCAGUGUCGUCUUCCUCUGACUGUCGCGGGAUGUUGCAGUCCCCCAAGUUGUCCCCAGGCGUUGCCGCUUGAACUGACCGAAUAUGUCACCGUGUUUUUGCUCGCCUCCCGCUAUCGAGGUGUAGAUACACACAGCGUAAAUCUCGCGUAUGACGGCAACCGUAUAACGUCAGCCAGGUUUGUCCUGGUAUAGUGCUGCCAACUUCAGAGCGGCCUUCCCAGGUCUGAUUGCUUAACGCCUCUCGUCGGUCUAAGGACGAUCAUCUCAGCAUAGCAGAUCAGAAAUUCUUUUUUCGCUUCACAUGGACAAGAAGCAUAUUCUGGAAUGCGUUGUAAACGGUGAUGGUUCAGUCGAUGACUGAUAAGCUUGGAAUUGAUCCGCUUGUGGUUAGGCUGAACGGACGAGGGCGUUUCAUCGAUGCACAUGUACAUAUUAAACCUGUAGAGUACUUCAAAACAAAGAUGCCGAAUAUUUUCGUUAUUGUGCAAUGGCUCCAGUUAUGGCAACCAGGCAGUGGAUAUUCCGUUUCAGUUAUCUUCUGGGCGUAGUAUGCAGAAGAUUGCUACCAGCAUUAUUAACAGCGAGACAAAACUGUUUGUUAGAUGCUAGUUCAACCGUUCGUGACGUAUUGGAAGUGGCAGUCUCUAUGACACGAUUAUUUACAUGCUAUUAUUUCUAAUACCUACUUUGAUUCAAGAAAGAACAUCCGAAUACGGUUGCCGCUGUUGUAGGGCUGUACUCAAUAAUGCCAUCACAGUGACUAAUAAUGGCAGGGCAUGCAAAAUGUGUCUUGAUGCCAGGAAUGAUCCCGUACUAUGAAGAAUGAAGCAACUCAAACGACCAGCCGUCCCAAGGCAGUGCUACUAUUUAUCAAUGUCCGCAUCCUCACUAAAUUGUUCUGGACGUGGCAGGGUUUUGAAACGAAAAGGCAUUCGAAAAGUAAACGUGAUUCGUGUGAGACUUCGAGCAAGCGAGUUGUCAUUGUGCUUCGUAGACUUGCCGUGAGACAACCACAGUCAAGUUUCUC